GCAGUGGGCUCUCCUUCCAGGGCUCCCAUCGCAGUGCGCCCGCCGCGACGGAGCGGAGCGGCGUCGGUCCGCAGCGGUCCUCCGCGUCUCCCGGGCUGCGGACGCACACCCUGCGGCAGGGCGAGCGCCGCCGGGCGCGGGCGGCGGCCGCGGCGGGUCCGGCAGCUUAGGUUGUCUUAUGAUGAAGCCUUUGCUAUGGCUAAGGACCCCUUGGAAGGCUUCCAUGAAGUAAACCUUGCUUCACCGACUUCUCCGGACCUUCUUGGCGUGUGUGACCCAGGAAGCCAAGAGCACACUACCUCCCCGAGUGUCAUCUACCGGCCACACCCUUCAUCUUUAUGCACUGCUCCCGUCCAGGCUAAUGCGUUAGAUGUCUCUAAUCUUCCUACACAACCCGUCUAUUCAUCCCCUAGGCGUUUCAACUGUGCGGAAAUACCUAAUAUCAGCAUUCAUGUUCCAGAGCCAGCACCAUCCCUUGCCUCUGGGGUGGCCACAGGGCUUACCAAGCUAACUGCGAGGAAGGACAGCUGUAACGCAGAGAGGGCGUUUCUGCAGGGUGCCGCCGUCACAGAGGCUCCCGCUGCCACGGAGGAUGUCUUUGGGUUGAGUACGGAUAGCCUGUCGCGGUUACGAAGCCCAUCUGUCCUGGAAGUUAGAGAAAAGGGCUACGAAAGGUUAAAAGAAGAACUUGCAAAAGCUCAGAGGGAAUUGAAGUUAAAAGAUGAAGAAUGUGAGAGACUUUCGAAAGUGCGAGAUCAACUUGGGCAGGAGUUGGAAGAACUCACAGCUAGUUUAUUUGAGGAAGCCCACAAGAUGGUGAGAGAGGCAAAUGUCAAGCAGGCUACCGCGGAAAAGCAGCUGAAGGAGGCGCAAGGGAAAAUCGAUGUGCUUCAAGCUGAGGUGGCCGCAUUGAAGACACUCGUGUUGUCCAGUUCUCCAACGUCACCUACACAGGAGCCUCUGGGGGCUGCAAAGACACCUUUUAAAAGGGGGCACACGAGGAAUAAGAGCACCAGCAGCGCCAUGAGUGGUAGUCAUCAGGACCUCAGUGUGAUACAGCCAAUUGUAAAAGACUGCAAAGAGGCCGAUUUAUCUCUGUAUAAUGAAUUCAGAUCUUGGAAGGAUGAGCCCACGAUGGACAGAAGAUGUCCUUUCUUAGACAAAAUCUAUAAAGAAGAUAUCUUUCCAUGUUUAACAUUCGCAAAAAGUGAGUUGGCUUCAGCUGUUCUGGAGGCUGUGGAGAACAACACUCUAAGCAUUGAACCAGUGGGAUUGCAGCCCAUUCGAUUUGUGAAAGCGUCUGCUGUAGAAUGUGGAGGGCCAAAAAAGUGUGCGCUCACUGGGCAGAGUAAGUCCUGCAAGCACAGAAUUAAACUAGGGGACUCAAGCAGCUGUUACUACAUCUCUCCAUUUUGCAGAUACCGGAUCACUUCAGUGUGUAACUUUUUUACAUACAUUCGAUAUAUUCAGCAGGGACUUGUGAAACAGCAGGAUGUUGACCAGAUGUUCUGGGAAGUCAUGCAGUUGAGAAAGGAGAUGUCGUUGGCAAAGCUGGGCUAUUUCAAAGAGGAGCUCUGAUGUGGGGGCCUGAGUGCUCUCAUCUGGACAGCUGAAGGAUGGCGGGACAUUUUUAUGGUUCUCAAUAUUUAUUUCCAAGGCGAGGGCCGAAGACAUCCCUCCUCUUGCACACGACACUGAGAAGUACUGUGAUUUUUGAGCUGUUCUUGCUUAUCCCUUAAUGGAACACACUACGAAGAUUGCAGGCGUGCUGGUGAUGGUAAUCCAACACUGCAGAUCAAAACCACCAAAUAAAUACCAGACUGAA
Meriones unguiculatus (Mongolian gerbil) is the source of this 1825-nucleotide messenger RNA. RefSeq names its product RAB3A interacting protein (gene Rab3ip). Gene Ontology annotation, molecular function: guanyl-nucleotide exchange factor activity. The record is from RefSeq and is a predicted model, not a curated record. The coding region runs from base 196 to 1578 and encodes 460 amino acids. Gene Ontology annotation, biological process: exocytosis. The transcript is spliced from 11 exons. Gene Ontology annotation, cellular component: Golgi to plasma membrane transport vesicle. Lineage: Eukaryota; Metazoa; Chordata; Mammalia; Rodentia; Muridae.